Molecule: messenger RNA, 648 nt
Organism: Babjeviella inositovora NRRL Y-12698
Lineage: Eukaryota; Fungi; Ascomycota; Pichiomycetes; Serinales
Gene: POP3
Product: Pop3p
Exons: 1
Biological process (GO): nuclear-transcribed mRNA catabolic process, RNase MRP-dependent; intronic box C/D snoRNA processing; tRNA processing
Cellular component (GO): nucleolar ribonuclease P complex; ribonuclease MRP complex; cytosol
Molecular function (GO): ribonuclease MRP activity
Source: RefSeq, a predicted model, not a curated record
UCCUUGAAGGAUAUAGAAAACAAGAGACGCCAGGUAUUCAAACCGGUGCUCGACAACCCCUACACCCAGGCGCCCUGGCCACGAGUGGACCCCCAACAGGGACAUGACAUCAGAGAUAUCCUCUGUACGCUUCUCGAGCCAAUCGGACGGCAUAACGCUCAUUUAAAGACCCAUCCUGAGUUGAAACCAAGCGCGCCGUUGACCUUUCAGCAUGCCACCAUCGGCUUCAACUCCACCGUGAAAGCCUUAGAGCUGCAAGCCCCAGUGGGGAAAGGAAGGUCAAAGGUUGUCUAUCCUGCCCUUAGCGUGGUGUUUGUUUGCAAGCCUGAGAUCUCCCCUUCCUUGAUCACCCAGCACUUUCCUGUAUUGUCCUACGUGGCGUCCUCCCCAGAGCGUAAGGUAAAGCUCAUUCAGUUGCCGCGGGGGAGCAUGGAGAAGUUGUCCGAGGCAACAGGACAGCCGCAUACAGGUAUUGUAGGCAUCACCAAGGAAAUGCCUGGUGCUUCCACCUUAUUGGCCAUCAUCAACGAGAACGUGGAGGAUGUGGAGGUCCCGUGGUUGGAAAAUGUCGAUUUUUUUUCCAAGCCGGUUUUGAAGGUGCUCAAGACUACUGCUCCGAUCAUCAAGAAGACCAACGUUCAGAAAAAG